Phytophthora sojae is the source of this 1434-nucleotide messenger RNA. RefSeq lists its product as hypothetical. Gene Ontology annotation, molecular function: amino acid transmembrane transporter activity. Gene Ontology annotation, biological process: amino acid transmembrane transport. Gene Ontology annotation, cellular component: vacuolar membrane. The record is from RefSeq and is a predicted model, not a curated record. The coding region runs from base 1 to 1434 and encodes 477 amino acids. The transcript is spliced from 2 exons. NCBI's taxonomy places the organism in Eukaryota, Oomycota, Peronosporomycetes, Peronosporales, Peronosporaceae.
AUGGGCAAGUGCGGCGAGAAGUUCCUCACGCUGGAGGGUCUCAAGAUGGCCUUCAACGUCUUCUGCUGCGUCUACGGUGUUGGAACGCUUGGUAUGCCCGGUAACUUCUCGCGUGCCGGUCCCGUGCUCGCCGUCAUUGCUAUGCUCUUCAUGGCCUUCGCCAACGUCUACGCGUCCGUGGCCAUUUGUCGCGUCAUGCUGCUGGCGCCCAAGUCCGUCAAGACCUACGGUGGCCUGGGUCACUGGUGCAUGGGCAAGUGGGGCCACUGGCUCGCCGUUGUGGCUCAGAUGGCCUCGUGUCUGCUGGUCCCGUGCGUAUUCCUCGUACUCGGCGGCUCACUGCUCAAUGGACUCUCCCCGGACGCUUUCAGUGACUCUGUGUGGAUCAUCUUCAUGGCGCUCAUGUGCCUGCCGGUCUGCCUCAUCCCCACGCUCAAGGAAGGAGCUGGGGCUGCCUUCGCUGGUUGUGCCGGUACCGUGAUCGCUGAUAUCAUCGGCGUGUCGGUGGUGCUCUACGGCAUGCGCGGCCACCCGUCGGUGCCGUCGCCGGAUCUUAGCUUCUCGCAGGUCGUCGCUAGCCUACGGCGCUGCGAGCCCAAGCGCAUGCCACGCGUGGUCUUCUUCACCAUCACGUUGAUUUCGUGCCUCUUCCUGAUCCUGGCCAGCACGGCGUACUCGGCUGUGGGCUGUCAGAUCUCGGGCAACCUGCUGUUCACUAUCUACCCGGACGCCGACACAGGCAUGACCACGCUCGGCUUUAAGUCGGACUGGGGCGCCGUCGUGCUUGCCUACCUGUUCAUGCAGCUGCACAUUACCAUCGCGUUUUCGGUGCUGCUGAACCCGGUGUUCUACCUGGCGGAGCGUCUUGCCUUGGGCAUGCACAAGAAGUCCCAGAGCGACAUUGAGAGCGGUCUCACGUACGCCGACAUGAGCACUCCCGCCAAGGAAUCAGUUGUGAACGCGUCGGCCAACCCAUCCGAGCGCCGGUCCGGAAUGUCGUACAUCUCGGUGGCAGACGCCGAGAACCCGCACUUCGGCGAUGCUGAAGCGGAGGCGGCAGAGUACCGCGGCAGUAACACGAUCAAGUACGUCCUGAUGCGCAUGGCGAUCAUCGUGGUGCUCGUGAUCCUGUCCAUCGUGCUGAAGGACCACUUCUCCGACCUGUCGGACUUCGUGGGCGCGUCCUGCAUCUCGCUCAACAGCAUCAUCCUGCCGAUCGUGUUCCUGCUCAAGAAGUGCUGGAACACGAUCCCCAUGUACGAGAAGGUCCCCGCUGUCAUUGUGGUGGUGAUCUGCACCAUCUUGGGCUGCUACGUGACGUACACGUCGGGCAAGACGCUGUUCGCUCCGACGGACUCGGACGUGUCGUUCCCGUACUGCGACUCGGAGUACGAGAACACGGUCUACUACAACUACACCGCCGUCCACGGAUAA